CAACUGUCAAAAUGGCCGACAGAAGUAAAAACGGAGAGACCAGAGCGACAAAUACUGCAAACAAUAUGUUCAGGGACGAUAUAUCUUCAAGCAGUGCUGAUCAAACCACUUUUUCAUCAAAUGCAUUACCAGUGCAGUACAAAAAUGCCCGCGAAUAUUCUCAAGCGUUACAGAAAUGGAUGUGGCAAUAUAGAAUGUUGCAAAGUUUUUCGAUGUUCCAAACUCAUUUAAUGUCAACGGUUACUCAAAAUGCCUAUUUACAACAAACAUUCCCACAUCAAACAACUUUGAGAUCAAUGGUUAGUGAUGGUAAUUCUCACACGCCACAUCCAGGGACAGACAACCAAUCAUCGGAACCUCAAGCAACAGGAUACAAAGUUCCAUUCCUGUGGCGUAGAAUUGUUGCAGAACUUCUGGAUUUUAUUUUAUUGUUUUACACAAAAAUUCUUGUCACUGUGGCUGUCCUGAGGCAGAUGGGUUAUUUGGGCAAUGAAGACCUACUGGACCUGGAUAGUCGGCUCAAUCUCUUUUCAGACUUUACGGACUUCACAGAGCUUGACUUUGAAAAAAUGUUCACACUCACUUCUGAGUUGAUAGCAUUAGAAGUGAUCAACAGGCUGUGCGUUACCUUUGUGGAGACGCUGUGCCUUAGACGUGGCUACAAUGGUUCUAUUGGUGGCUCAACCCCGGGGAAAAGGAUCAUGCAUCUUCGUGUGAUCUCCUUCGACUCUGUCCAGCAGUCAGGCAACAGAACCAUAGCAGUAACAGGGGCAAGAGAUCCUGGAUUCUUCAAUGCUCUCCUCAGAUCAGUGAUAAAAAACUUCAGCAUGGCUUUCUUCUUUCCUGCAAGUUUCUCCGUGUUCUUUUUCCGGUACAACCGAGCAGCGUAUGAUAUUCUGGCAAACACGAUUGUCGUUGAAGUGGAAAGGGAUCAUCAGUAAUUACAAUGUGUAGGAUCGAUUUCCAGAUGAGCAAAGUGCUGUUGUUGCUGUUCCGGUUAUUUUUCUAGAUUUAUCUUAUUUAUAAUUAAAUAAAAUGUUACAUUAAAUUAUUUUGAUCAAUAUAUGAGUGUUUUUUAAAUAUUUAAAUUAGUUUAAUGAUUUGCUUUCUUUGUUGUGGUUUGUGGUUACGUAAUGGUUACGUUUUUGGCGUAAAUAGCAAUAUUAUAUUUGAAAGAACAAAUAUGACAUUAAACUGGUCAAGGUUUUACCAAGAAUGAUAAUCUUAGUACAAUAAACAUGUCUUUGUUCUAUAUUUUUGUGAUUAAUCAGAUUAUCAGUGUUGUAAAUUUGUUUGCAAAACAUAAAAAAGGCUGACCAGAGCCUAACUUAAUUUUUGUAUGAAUUAAGUAAACAGGUCAAUUUAGUCUGUGCUAGCCGCUAAUAGCACCAACAACUCCAAAGUUAAAUUUGUGCCAGUAAAACAUAACAAUAUUGUCAAUAUCGAAACUUUAACUCUUUUUAUAAGGUAUUGGUUUAUUACUUUAUGACUGUUUAUUUACAUGUUAUUUAUUCCUGUUGGUGUGGCAUGUUGAAUUAUGUAUUGGCAUUAUCUUGUCUGCUAGAAAUUAAAUGAGUUUUAUUUAUUCCUUGAGAAAAAAACUUUACAUUUGUAUUUAAAAAUAUAUUUUUGGCAUCCAUGCAUAAUGCACACCCCUUUUUUAUUGCCAAAUCAAGAGGAAAACUUUCAAGACAAGAAAACUAGCAAAUCGCACCGAUAUUGGCCCCUAUUUAAAUAUUGCGUAAUCAAAUAAUCCAUGUUAUUGGAAAGCAUUAUUUUUUAUUCAAAACAGGAGGCAUUUAUAUGAUAAAGAGCCUGGGUUGCCCAGGUACCCUUAUGGCUCAAAUGGCAAUCAGCAAUGCGAGCCCAAACCUUAACUACAAAAUGUAACAGUUGACUGAUUGUACAGUACCGGUAGGUUAGCCAGUUAAGAGGAGAACUGGUUUCAUCCCUUAUAUGUAUGGCCAGUCUUGCUAGCUCUGAUUCAGGCACUUCAGUUAUCACUUACUUUUAGGAGUGUGUGCACUUAAUACUGUUAACCCUUUGCAUGCUGGGAAAUUUGUCGUCUGCUAAAAUGUCGUCUGCUGAAUUUCUAAAAUUAGCAGUUUCUUCGAUUUUUUUCAAAGAAUACUAUCAGAAUAGCAAACAGUUUGGAUCCAGAUGAGACGCCACGUUCUGUGGCGUCUCAUCUGGAUCCAAACUGUUUGCAAAGGCCUUCACAACUCGGUUCCCGCACUGUAAGGGUUAACCAACGUACUCAGGAAAACUGUUAAUUAACAGGCUCCCUUCAUACGGAUGAAAUACUUUGAAAACGAUCAACAAAAAAGUCAAUUUCAGUAAAAAUUUAUUAAGAUCAAAACCUUGUUAUUUGGAAAUCGGAAAUACUUCUUAUACAUAUUUCCAAUACAAAUAAGUGUUUUAUAAAUAAUUAUAGAAACAGGACUUUUACUGAUUAAAAGAGACUGUACUUUCUGCAGAUAUGGCUUUUUAGCAGUCAAACUGUCCGUCUGGCAUUCCGUUUUCCGAAGUUAAUUUGGACUUAACGAUUUUCUCUGAAUUAGCUUCUGUGCUGAUUUAAAGGGGCAUCGGGUAUCACAAACACAGGUCUCGUUGAUAUUGUUUUUGUUGCUUUGGUAUCAAAAACACAGGUCUUGAUGAUAUUGUUUUUGUGCUUUUUAAUGCGUUUUUUAUGGUAAAUUGUUAAAUUUAAUUUUUUAUUGUAUUGUUGUUUUUUAAUUUUUAUGCCCCCGAAGGAGGGCAUUUAGAGAUCAGACCGUCCGUCCGUCUGUCCGUCCUUCCGUCCACUUUGCGUUUUGGUUUCGCGUUUAGGUUUCGAAAAAUGCUCAUAACUUCUAUGUCCCUUCACAUAGCAACUUGAUAUUUAUCAUGCAUGUGUAUCUCAUAGAGUUGCACAUUUUGAGUGGUGAAAGGUCAAGGUCAUCCUUCAAGGUCAAAGGUUUAAAAACAUGUAUCAAAGCGGCGCAGUAGGGGGCAUUGUGUUUCUGACAAACACAACUCUUGUUGUUUUUUAUUGCAGUAGUCAGUUUUUUAAUUAACAAACCAAUAUUAUAAUGUUGACAUAUAUAAAUAUAUAGAAAACAUGAAGCAUAGGUCAUUGCAUUUGUAUUUAAUGGAAAUAGAAAUAGAUUGUACAUUUUAAUUUUUUAUUUUGAGUACUAGUCAGUAUUUGUUGUGUGACUACAAAUACAAUCCAAUGGCAUGUAGUAAUUAAAAUGGUUCCCACAUUUCUUUGGAACUAAUAUUUGUGUAUUAUAAUUAGUUAAUCUCCAAUUUGUAUUAUGUUGUGAAAUGUUUCAAAUUAUAUUUUAAAUGUAUUUAUUUUUAAAUAUUAUUGCCCAAUAAAAAGUGAUCUUCUCA
This is a messenger RNA of Dreissena polymorpha, 3378 nucleotides long. RefSeq names its product protein FAM8A1-like. The transcript has 5 exons. NCBI's taxonomy places the organism in Eukaryota, Metazoa, Mollusca, Bivalvia, Myida, Dreissenidae. The record is from RefSeq and is a predicted model, not a curated record. The coding region runs from base 12 to 941 and encodes 309 amino acids.